GACAUGGAUAGAUGCAAACAUGUUGGGCGGCUACGACUCGCCCAGGACCAUUCUAUCCUGAAUCCCCAGAAGUGGCACUGCAAGGACUGCAACACCACGGAGUCUAUAUGGGCUUGUCUGAAAUGCUCCCACGUGGCCUGUGGAAGAUACAUUGAGGAACAUGCACUUAAACACUUUGAAGAGACCAAGCAUCCCUUGGCUAUGGAAGUUAAUGAUCUGUAUGUGUUUUGUUACCUUUGUGAAGACUAUGUCUUGAAUGAUAAUCCUGAGGGUGAUUUGAAAUUGUUAAGAAGCUCUCUGUCUGCUAUUAGAAGUCAGAAGCAUGAUCCAUCAGCAAGAAGUGGGAGGACAUUGCGAUCAAUGGCUUUGGGGGAGGAUGUGUAUAGCCAUCAAAGGACCCCUCAGGGACAGCCUCAGAUGCUCACUGCUCUCUGGCACAGGCGCCAAUCUUUGCUAGCAAAAGCACUGCGGACCUGGUUUGAUAAGAGUUCUAGAGGCCGGCUAAAACUAGAACAAAAGAAACAAAUGGAGGAACUGGAGAGAAAGAAGGAAGCAGCCAGGCAGAGGCGGCAAGAGAUGAAACGGCGACUUUUGGAGGAACUGGCAAACACUCCUCCUAGAAAGAGUGCGAGACUUCUGUCUCAUGUUCACAGAGAGAAUCUGAUUCCAAGGAAGUUUAGAGAGAUGGCAGCAAGUUCCCCUACCUCAAGGCGAGUGCAGAGCAGCAGAUUCAGACAGUUUUAUUCCAUCCGGCGUAAGCCCCUAAUGACUCCUGGUGUGACUGGCUUAAGGAAUCUGGGAAACACAUGCUACAUGAACUCAAUCCUUCAAGUGCUAAGUCACCUCCAGAAGUUCAGAGAAUGUUUUUUGACACUUGACCUCUGUGAAACUGAAGAACUCUUAGCCAAAACCGUGAAUGGAAAGUCUAGAAUGUCUGGCAAGUUGGCAAAUGGAUCUGCUGCUAACGAGUCAGGGAGGAAUGAUAAAAUGGGGUCAUAUGGCAGGCAAAGCUUGCCAGCUGGCUUAAAUGGUGGGUCCUCAAUAAGCAGGAGUUUAGAACUAAUCCAGCCCAAGGAACCGAGUUCAAAGCACAUUUCUCUCUGCCAUGAACUGCACACCCUCUUCAGAGUCAUGUGGUCUGGGAAGUGGGCAUUAGUGUCUCCAUUUGCCAUGCUGCACUCCGUGUGGAGUUUGAUUCCAGCAUUUCGAGGUUACGAUCAGCAGGACGCUCAGGAAUUUCUCUGUGAGCUGUUGGACAAAGUGCAGCAGGAGCUGGAGUCGGAAGGAACGAAGCGCAGGAUCCUCAUCCCUUUCUCACAGAGGAAGCUCACCAAGCAGGUCCUGAAGGUGGUGAACACCAUUUUUCACGGGCAGCUGCUCAGUCAGGUCACCUGCAUAACAUGCAACUACAAAUCCAACACCAUUGAGCCCUUCUGGGAUCUUUCCCUGGAAUUCCCUGAACGCUAUCACUCUAUUGAGAAAGGGAUUGUCCCCGUUAACCAGACAGAGUGCAUGCUGACAGAAAUGUUGGCCAAGUUCACAGAAACAGAAGCUCUGGAAGGGAGGAUAUAUGCGUGUGACCAGUGCAACAGCAAACGACGGAAGUCUUCUCCUAAACCUCUUGUUCUGAGUGAAGCUAAAAAGCAGUUAAUGAUCUACAGACUACCUCAGGUCCUCCGGCUGCACCUUAAACGAUUCAGGUGGUCUGGACGUAAUCACCGUGAGAAGAUUGGGGUCCAUGUCCUCUUUGACCAGGUAUUAAACAUGGAACCUUACUGCUGCAGGGACUCUCUCUCCUCUCUUGACAAAGAGACCUUUGUCUAUGACCUCUCCGCUGUGGUGAUGCAUCAUGGUAAAGGGUUUGGCUCAGGACACUACACAGCAUAUUGCUACAACACAGAGGGAGGUUUUUGGGUCCACUGCAAUGAUUCCAAACUGAAUGUAUGUAGUGUGGAGGAGGUGUGCAAAACCCAGGCCUACAUUCUUUUUUACACUCAAAGAACAGUGCAGGGCAAAGCAGGAAUCUCAGAAACACAACUCCAAGCUCAGGUGCCGUCCAAAAACAGCGAUAAGGACAGAAGACUGACAUUCCCAUGA
Emys orbicularis (European pond turtle) is the source of this 2097-nucleotide messenger RNA. RefSeq names its product ubiquitin specific peptidase 49 (gene USP49). The record is from RefSeq and is a predicted model, not a curated record. Gene Ontology annotation, molecular function: cysteine-type deubiquitinase activity; zinc ion binding. NCBI's taxonomy places the organism in Eukaryota, Metazoa, Chordata, Testudines, Emydidae. The transcript is spliced from 5 exons. Gene Ontology annotation, cellular component: cytoplasm. Bases 4 to 2097 code for a protein of 697 amino acids. Gene Ontology annotation, biological process: protein deubiquitination.